This is a messenger RNA of Lactuca sativa (garden lettuce), 568 nucleotides long. RefSeq lists its product as uncharacterized. The record is from RefSeq and is a predicted model, not a curated record. Lineage: Eukaryota; Viridiplantae; Streptophyta; Magnoliopsida; Asterales; Asteraceae.
AUGGAAGCACUUUGGAAUCUAGAAGAUAAAUGGAAGCUUUCCACACAAGAAGCAAUCCUCUUCUUCGCAUGCACCGUUUUCCUCAUUGUGGUGGUUGUCGGGUUUUGUGCCGCCACAGUGUGGCGGCAGAGAGCUACAAAAACCAUUCAAGACGGUGGCGGCGUGGUGGACCCGCCGGGACAUUGGGUGACAGUGAAGAAGGCUUUGACGGGGUCGGUGCGGUGGAGCAAGGCGAGUAAAUGGGGCGGUGAUUUGAGUGCUAGCCGGAAAGAGCAGCCCACUCCGUUGCUGGCCAGAGGUGGCGGCGAAAAGGGGUGGCCCAGCCAUAAUGCGGUGUCUCCGGUGUGGCAGCGGCCGAUACUUAUGGGCGAGAAGUGUGAGCUGCCGAGGUUUAGUGGGCUUAUUCUUUAUGAUGAAGGAGGGAAGCCGUUAGAUCAAGCACGUGCUCCUAAUAUCCAGGAACAGCCUACGGUUAGAGCUACUUUGCGAGAUCUUUUAUAGUUCUUUUCUCUUUUUUCCUUCUUUGUAUCAAAAAAAUUAUAGUAAAUCAGUCACUUUUUUGUUCAAA